Molecule: messenger RNA, 1166 nt
Organism: Rhodamnia argentea
Lineage: Eukaryota; Viridiplantae; Streptophyta; Magnoliopsida; Myrtales; Myrtaceae
Product: UDP-N-acetylglucosamine transferase subunit ALG13 homolog
Exons: 4
Coding region: 387-932 (181 amino acids)
Biological process (GO): dolichol-linked oligosaccharide biosynthetic process
Cellular component (GO): UDP-N-acetylglucosamine transferase complex; extrinsic component of endoplasmic reticulum membrane
Molecular function (GO): hexosyltransferase activity
Source: RefSeq, a predicted model, not a curated record
GUUUGCACGAGCAGCCUUUUUGAUCCCAUCUUCUGAGUUUCGCCUCUCUCUCGCUCGCUCGCUCGCUCGCGCGCGCGCCGGUGCAACACGAAGCUCACUCUCCUCCCCGGCCGUCGAGAUUCAUCUCUGCAAUUCCAGCGUUGGGCAGAAGCCAGUAACACCUCUCUUUCUCUCUGCGCCUCCCCGAUCAGCGGCUGACUUUUGCGGGGUCAAAGUGUCUGAGGAAAGGAAUGAUACGCAGGACUUGCAGGGUAUUUACUUGCGGUUUCGAGAAAGACUUGGUUGCUCUUUUACUGGUGACUGUGUCUCAUCCGUGUUGCCGUUGACACCUUUGAAGGUUGGAUUUUCAAUGCUGUGUUAGAGCAGAAUCGCAGUAUUGAUUGCAAAUGGGAGAGACAGAGGAUGGUGUAAGGCCCCAAAGGACCGUUUUCGUGACUGUUGGCACUACUUGUUUUGAUGCUCUCGUGAGAGCAGUAGGUACUCGGGACUUUCAGCAAGAACUGUCUGCUCGAGGCUAUACCCACCUUGUUAUUCAAAUGGGUCGCGGUACCUACACCCCCAAAAAGCUGAAACAGUCUGAUGGAGAAGAUGGUUCUCUAGUCGUGGACUACUUCACUUUCUCAUCAAGCAUAGCGGAUUAUUUAAGAUCAGCAUCUCUCGUGAUCAGUCAUGCAGGGUCAGGGAGUAUUUUUGAGACACUUAGACUUGGUAAACCUUUGAUCGUGGUGGUGAAUGAAGAUUUAAUGGACAAUCAUCAAAGUGAGUUAGCAGAGGAACUAGCCGAGAGGAAGCAUUUGUAUUGUGCUCGUCCUCAAACUCUUUAUAAAACUAUAGCAGAUAUGGAUUUGGAGUCUCUCCUUCCUUAUGUUCCCGGGGAUGCCACCCCUGUCGCUAAGAUUAUAAACAGGUUUUUGGGAUUUCUGGACGAUUGACGAAAUUACUAAGUUUGCUGAGCAUUGGCUGAGUAUUCUUUCUUGGAUUUUUUAGAGAGGCAACGCAAUGGUUUUUGUGAAUAAUAUCAAUUAUUCUACAGGGUGAUAUCAUUCCUCCUUGUGUCAUCUUUACCUCUAAGAUUAAUGGGGCAAGAGUAGGGUGGGUCAGACAUGUAGAGAAGGACAAAAUCCAAUGAUAUUCACAGUGAAUACAGAAUCAUUCCUUUCAUGUUC